This is a messenger RNA of Saprolegnia diclina VS20, 978 nucleotides long. RefSeq lists its product as hypothetical. Lineage: Eukaryota; Oomycota; Saprolegniomycetes; Saprolegniales; Saprolegniaceae. The record is from RefSeq and is a predicted model, not a curated record. The transcript has 3 exons. Gene Ontology annotation, biological process: cytoskeleton organization. The coding region runs from base 1 to 978 and encodes 325 amino acids. Gene Ontology annotation, molecular function: actin binding.
AUGCUCCCGACCAGCACGCUCUUGGCGACGAUGCAGCGCCGCCCGGCGCCCGUGACGUUUGAAAAGGAGACGGACGCGGCGCUGACUGUGCCGCCGCAGACAAGCGGCGUCUUUGCGUCCAAUAUCGUGCGCUGCUCGCUGAAGAUGGACACCAAGGUCACGCAAGUCACGGUGACAGCAUCGUCCGAGAUCGACAUUGCCUUUGUGUCGGUCAUCUCGAGCCUCGAGCUCGUGCGCUGCCAUGGCGUCCGCGCGGCGUUCACCGGCACGUGCCGCACGAUCGUCGUGGACGCGUGCGACAAUGUGAUGCUGGUCGUGCCCGCGGAGUCGACCGUGCGUGUCGUGAGCAGCGCCAGCACGCGUGUCCGUAUUGUCACCAGCGCCACCCAAGACGCGUAUUGCGUGCCCGACCUCGACCUCCAAACGCUCGAGACCUGCAUCGCGCCGUAUGGCCGACCCGACUACCCGGACUUUUUGUACUACCAUCCGUGCCAAUCAACGCAGCUGAUUGACCUCGCCGAAGUGUCGCCGCUCUGGCGUGACAUCUGGUCGCAUUGGCACAAGCUCCCGUGGACGCUCAAGUCCUACACGGCCCCGACGGCGCUGCAACAUCUGGCCGACCUGGUUGACACCCCGAUCUGGCUCCAAGUGCUCCCGACGUUUCAUGUGACUCGCCCGGUGACCCAAGAGAUGUGCCUCGCCGUGAAGCUCGGGUACCACCGCCCGUUCUACGCCGCGGUUGCUGCCUCAGACCUCCGCACGCUGCGCUCGUUCAUGUCCGCCAGCGGCGAGUGGCCGACACUCCCGCAAUUUACGGCGUUGGUGAACGGCCGCGUCGCAGGUUCCGACGCGCCCCGACCCGUGUCGCUCGCCGUGCUCUACAAGGACAUCACGCACAUUUGGCAAGCCGCGUGCCUCGCCUCGGGCGCCACCGGGGACGGCGCCCCACGCUAUUGUACGCUCAACCGCGUCGACUAG